AUGGCCGACUACGAGAGCAACGACCUCAGACGCGAGGGUGGUUGGAAUCCAUUCGAGGUCAAGCACCGAAGGAGGACUACCAAGGGCCAAUUCAGAGUCCUCGAGGACACGUUUCAGAAGACUCCCAAGCCUUCCAACGAAGUGCGCAAGGCCAUCAGUGAGCAGCUAGACAUGCCCCCUCGGGCUGUUCAGAUUUGGUUCCAGAACCGUAGGGCCAAGGCAAAG
This is a messenger RNA of Microstroma glucosiphilum, 225 nucleotides long. RefSeq names its product Homeodomain-like protein. Gene Ontology annotation, molecular function: DNA-binding transcription factor activity, RNA polymerase II-specific; RNA polymerase II cis-regulatory region sequence-specific DNA binding. Gene Ontology annotation, biological process: regulation of transcription by RNA polymerase II; cell differentiation. The annotation marks the transcript as partial. NCBI's taxonomy places the organism in Eukaryota, Fungi, Basidiomycota, Exobasidiomycetes, Microstromatales, Microstromataceae. The record is from RefSeq and is a predicted model, not a curated record. The transcript has a single exon.